Messenger RNA from Babjeviella inositovora NRRL Y-12698, 500 nucleotides. RefSeq lists its product as uncharacterized. Lineage: Eukaryota; Fungi; Ascomycota; Pichiomycetes; Serinales. Bases 325 to 486 code for a protein of 53 amino acids. The record is from RefSeq and is a predicted model, not a curated record. The transcript has a single exon.
GGAAUUUCCGGCUACAUACGAGUAGCCCCGAUAGAGCUAUGGAUUAAGCCUGCAAGACUGUAAGGCAUGGCACUAACUAUCGCUACACAUGUCCGUACAAAGCAGACACUGAAUUCCACGCGUAAUACACCAAGUACCAAUGCUAUGUUUCGAUCAGAAUCGGGAACCUCCAGGAAUGUUAACUUGGAUGUCCUGGGAGAAUAGCAAUCUAGCAAACAUUAGAGCUUCAUCCCGCAGGCAGCUCUCUACAGAAGUUUCAAUGAAUGGUGUAUUAAACAAAAAUACGGUAACGGCAAAUAAAUAUUUUUCGGAAGGACAAAAACGAUGCCAGGAAUGAAAAGGGGAAGAACACAGUCAUACACCUGGGCCGCAGGGGCACAGAAUGCAGUGGACUGGGAACUUGGGACAGCUUAUCAUGCGUUUCUCAAAAACGACAAACGUGAACGCAAUCUAAAAGUGGGGAAAGACUUAUUGGUAACUGUUUAGUUGUCCUCCAAGUG